AUGGCUCUUAUUGGUACAAUCGAACCGUUUGCACCUGGAACUUCGGAUAUCGAAGCAUACAUAGAAAGAAUGGAUCUGCUAUUUAUCUGUAAUAUAGUCGAAGAAGAUAAAAAGGUUCCGUUGUUUCUAACUUUAAUAGGAACGGAAACAUACUCGAUUUUAAAAGACCUGGUAUCACCAGAUAACCCCAAGAGUAAAAGCUACAGUCAGUUAAAGGAAGCGCUAACUACACAUUUUAGUGCAAAAAAGAUUGUCAUAGCAGAGAGGUUUCGUUUCUAUCGGUGUAGUCAGGGGGUGAAUGAUGAAGCUUUGCGUGACCGAUUUGUAUGCGGGUUAUUAAAGGAGAACAUUCAAACGAAAUUGUUGUCGGAGAGUGACCUUACGUUCGAGAAAGCAUGCAGUACAGCACUCUCCAUGGAAACUGCAUCUGAGCAAACAAAAAGUCUACAACCAGCUGAUGUCAACAAAAUUAUGAAAAAACAGCAGUUCAAAACGUCAAAAGUUUAUCCAACUCACGAAAGUCAAGGUGAUCGUGAGAACUUCAAGUUCAGCAAAAAGGAAAACUACAAGCCAUGCUUUCGUUGUAAUCGAAAACAUAACCCAAGUACGUGUCCGGCAGCUAAUUGGGAUUGCUUCCUAUGUCAUAGGAAGGGGCACACCUCAACAGUAUGCCGUGCAAAGAAGAGCAGGUGGGUCAGUCAAGUCGAAGAGAUGGAGUCCGAACAUCAAGGGGGCGUGGACGUGCUAGAAUUAAACCAAGUUACAGCUGUAGGAGAAGAAAACGGCGACCUGCAAGGGGUUCAUUCCUUAACGGCGGAAAUGAAUACAGUUCGCAGUCUCGCAAUCAGUCACGUAUCAAACAAAAAGUCGGUACCUGUCCUAUGUAAAGUCUAUGUAAAUAAUAAUCCAAUAGUUAUGGAAAUAGACACAGGGGCAGCUGUAAGUAUUUGUUGUCAACAAUACUUUAGUUGUAAUUUUAGCUCGGAGCGAAUAAGAGGUACAGACAUUAAAAUGCAAGAUGUGUCGGGAAACGAGAUCAAGAGUGUAGGACAAAUGAAUGUAAGAGUGUCGUUGAGUGCUACUGGUCCAAGUCAUAUGUUGUCGUUGAUUGUAUCUAAAACGAAAAAUAGUUCCUUCCCGCUCAUGGGUCGGAAUUGGCUUGAUGUAAUAUUACCGUCAUGGCGAAGUGCCUUUAGUCCUUAUUCAAGGAACUUUGACACCAGUAUAUGUUCUAUUACGGGGAACGAUAUUGUCUCAGAUUUAAAAAAGCAAUUUCCCAAAGUCUUUUCCGAAAACAAAGUCAAUGGCAUAACUGGUAUCAAGGCUCGUUUAGUUCUAAAAGAUGAUGCGAGUAUGGUUUAUCACAAAGCAUAUACAGUGCCAUACAAAAUGAAAGAGUUGAUAGAAAGUAAGUUAAAGACCAUGAUUAAAGAUGGUAUUCUAAUUCCGGUAACACACGCAGAUAUUGCUAGUCCCAUAGUGUGUGUUCCAAAACAAAAUGGUGGUAUUCGAAUAUGUGUAGAUUUUAAGAAAACCCUUAACCCUGUCCUGAGAACCGAUUACUACCCUCUCCCUACCUUGGAUGAAAUCUGUCAUAAUAUCAAGGAUGGUAAAGUUUUCACAAUUCUAGAUCUGUCGGAGGCGUAUUUGCAAUUACCUGUCGAAGAGCAAAGUCAAGAGCUCUUAACUAUCAACACCCAUAUGGGCUUAAUGAGAUUCACUAGACUUCCAUAUGGUGUCUCAAGUGCUCCUGCAAUUUUUCAGUCUACCAUGGAAAGGGUCCUAGAAGGUCUUAAGGUAGGAAUUUAUAUUGAUGAUGUAAUUAUAAGUGGACGUAACUUUACCGAGUGUUACACAAAAGUCAAAGAAGUAUUAUCUCGUUUCGAAAAGCAUAAUAUUAGAAUAAAUAAGGACAAAAGUAUAUUUUUUAAACCAGAAGUGGAAUUCUUGGGAUAUAAAUUAGUCGAAGGAGGCCUUCAGCCACUACAAUCUAAAGUGACAGAAAUUAAAAACGCACCUGUUCCAAGAGAUGUUACGCAAUUAAGGUCAUAUGUGGGAUUAUUAAAUUUUUAUAGUAAAUUUAUCCCAAUGCUUUCAACUAUUCUACAUCCACUUUAUGGAUUGUUAAGAAAAGACGUGGUGUUCUGUUGGAAUGAUGAAUGUCAAACAGCUUUUGAUAAAUCAAAAGAAUUGUUGGGGCAUUGUUUUACCUUAACUCAUUACAACCCGGAUAACGAAAUCAUCAUUACCACAGAUGCAUCCGCAUAUGGAUUAGGUGCCGUUCUAAGUCAAAAGGUAAAUAAUGAAGUAAAACCUGUUAUGUGCGCAUCCUGUACAUUAAGCGCAGCAGAGAAGAAUUAUUCUCAAGUGGAGAAGGAGGCACUGGGUAUAGUAUUCGCUAUCAAAAAAUUUCAUAAAUUUAUAUUUGGACACAAAUUUACAUUGAUCACAGAUCAUGAACCUCUAAAAACAAUUUUUGGCAACAAGAAAAGUAUACCAACUCUGUCACAUUCACGAUUACAAAGAUGGGCUAUCAUAUUGUCGGGAUAUGAAUACAACAUCAUUUAUAAAAAGGGAUCAGAAGUGGCAAAUGCAGAUGGAUUUAGUAGACUACCAUUAAAACUAAAUUCGGGAGUCCAAGAAGUUUUAUCAUUCACAAACAUGGAGGAGCAACCCGUUACAGCUGAAGUAGUAAGGUCCGAAACUGGAAAAGACUUAAACCUGAUAAAAGUUCGGCAGUACGUCAAGGAAGGAUGGCCACAACAAUGUCCAAAUGAAACAUUAAAACCAUAUUUUAGUAGAAGAAUGGAAAUCACCAUUGACAACGAUUGUCUCAGUUGGGGAUGUAGGGUGAUUAUUCCAAAAACCUUACGUGAACAUGUGUUGGAGUUAUUACACGAUCAACAUCCAGGAAUCGUGCGAAUGAAGCUACGAGCAAGAAGCGAUAUCUGGUGGCCUGGAAUAACACAGGAUAUUGAAGAGAAAAUCAGAAACUGCGAAGAAUGUCAAAUAUAUGCCAAUAAUCGACAAGAAGGAAAAAUGUUGCAAUGGCCGUUAGCGACGAACAACUGGCAGAGAGUUCAUGCAGAUUUUUUCAAAUUUGAAGGCAUCGAAUUCCUGAUAAUUAUCGACAGCAAAACAAGAUGGUUAGAGGUAUUUAUGAUGCCACAGGGAACUAAUGCAGCGAAAACAAUUUCUAAAUUUAGAACUGUUUUCUCUUGUUUUGGAUUACCAGAAAUUCUGAUAACCGAUAAUGGUCCCCCAUUUAAUAGCAAGGAAUUUGAAAUUUUUUGUAGAUCAAAUGGGAUCCAACUAAAACACAGCCCGCCAUAUCAUCCACCAAGCAAUGGGGCGGUUGAGAAACAAGUCCAUACCACUAAAAGGAACCUCCAAAAGCAAUUAUUCCAAAGUUCAAAAUGCACAGAAACCAUAACGCUCUAA
Molecule: messenger RNA, 3441 nt
Organism: Photinus pyralis (common eastern firefly)
Lineage: Eukaryota; Metazoa; Arthropoda; Insecta; Coleoptera; Lampyridae
Exons: 2
Coding region: 1-3441 (1146 amino acids)
Biological process (GO): DNA integration
Molecular function (GO): nucleic acid binding
Source: RefSeq, a predicted model, not a curated record